Messenger RNA from Daucus carota subsp. sativus, 2630 nucleotides. RefSeq names its product vesicle-fusing ATPase. Gene Ontology annotation, biological process: Golgi to plasma membrane protein transport; intra-Golgi vesicle-mediated transport; SNARE complex disassembly. Bases 138 to 2360 code for a protein of 740 amino acids. Lineage: Eukaryota; Viridiplantae; Streptophyta; Magnoliopsida; Apiales; Apiaceae. The transcript is spliced from 21 exons. Gene Ontology annotation, cellular component: Golgi stack. The record is from RefSeq and is a predicted model, not a curated record. Gene Ontology annotation, molecular function: ATP hydrolysis activity; ATP binding.
GGUCUAACUACAUGGAAACCAAAAUCUGAUUAAGCCCAUGUGACUCCUCCACAAUCCACAUCACACGAAACAUUCCUUCCAGGCCAAGCAAACACAAAUCAUCUCGUUCCGCCAGGGAAUAAACAACAGCAGCGACAAUGUCGGGGAGAUCAUCGGGAUCCACGAUGAUCGUAGGCAGCACUCCCAAUCCAAGCCUGGUUGCCUCCAAUCUCGCCUACUGCAAUCCUUCUGAUCUUCAGAGCUUCGCUGUUCCUGGAACCCCCCACCAUCUCGCUCUCGUCGCCGAUGCAUUCGUUCUCUCUCUCGCUGCUCAUGAUAGCGUGGAGAAUGGCAAAAUCGGACUUAAUGCCAUUCAACGUCGUCAUGCAAGAGUUUCUAAUGGUGAUUCUAUUUCAGUUAGCAGAUUUAUCCCACCUGAUGAUUUUAACCUUACGAUGCUUACUCUUGAGCUGGAAUUUGUAAAAAAGGGGAAUAAAGAAGAACAUGUUGAUGCGGUUCGUCUGGCGCAGCAUAUACAGGAUAGAUUUUCUAACCAGGUUAUGACAACAGGGCAAAAGGUAAUGCUAGAGUAUCAGGGAAAUAAUUAUGUCUAUACCGUCAACGAAGCUGCCAUACGUGAGCAAGAACAGUCAGAUAACUAUGUCAGAGGAAUGCUCUCAGCUGAAACAUACAUUUUAUUUACAACACCAGGGUCUAGUGGAAUAAAGAUUGUCAACCAGCGUGAAGGGGCUAGCAGCAACAUUUUUAAGCACAAAGAGUUCAAUCUUCAAUCACUGGGUAUUGGUGGAUUAAGUGAUGAGUUUGGAGACAUAUUUCGAAGAGCUUUUGCCUCUAGAGUUUUCCCUCCUCAUGUAACCUCUAAACUUGGCAUUAAGCAUGUCAAGGGAAUGCUGCUCUAUGGACCUCCUGGUACUGGCAAGACUCUAAUGGCUCGUCAGAUUGGGAAGAUGUUAAAUGGAAAGGACCCAAAGAUUGUCAAUGGACCUGAAGUCUUGAGUAAAUUUGUUGGAGAAACAGAAAAGAAUGUUAGGGAAUUAUUUGCCGAUGCUGAAGAAGACCAAAGAUCACGAGGGGAUGAAAGUGACCUGCAUGUUAUUAUUUUUGAUGAAAUCGAUGCCAUCUGUAAGUCCAGAGGUUCCACUAAAGAUGGUACUGGAGUUCAUGAUAGCAUUGUCAACCAGCUUCUUACAAAGAUAGAUGGUGUGGAAGCUCUAAAUAAUGUUCUGCUCAUUGGAAUGACAAAUAGGAAGGAUUUGCUUGAUGAAGCUCUUUUAAGACCUGGGCGUUUAGAAGUACAAGUAGAGAUUAGCCUUCCUGAUGAGAAUGGCCGUCUGCAAAUCAUUCAAAUCCAUACAAACAAGAUGAAAGAGAGUUCUUUUCUUGCCCCGGAUGUGAACUUGCAAGAGCUUGCUGCUCGUUCAAAAAAUUAUAGUGGAGCCGAGCUAGAAGGUGUAGUAAAAAGUGCAGUUUCGUUCGCUUUAAACCGGCAGCUGAAUCUUGAAGAUCUUUCUAAACCUGUGGAUGAGGAGAAUAUAAAGGUUACAAUGGAUGAUUUUCUGAAUGCCCUCCACGAAAUAAUUCCAGCAUUUGGAGCAUCUAUGGAUGACCUUGAACGUUGCAGACUUAAUGGCAUAGUAGAGUUUGGUGGGAGACAUGCACACAUAUAUAAAAGAACAAUGCUAUUAGCCGAGCAAGUAAAAGUGAGCAGAGGGAGCCCAUUGAUUACUUGUCUUUUGGAAGGACCAAGUGGCAGCGGUAAGACUGCAAUGGCAUCCACUGUUGGUAUUAGCAGUGACUUUCCUUAUGUCAAGAUAGUCUCCGCUGAAUCAAUGAUCGGUCUCAGUGAAAGCACCAAGUGUGCUCAAAUAGUCAAGGUUUUUGAGGAUGCUUAUAAGUCGCCAUUAAGCAUUGUUAUCCUUGAUGAUAUUGAAAGGCUGCUUGAAUAUGUUGCAAUAGGACCUCGAUUUUCAAAUUUGAUUUCUCAGACAUUAUUGGUGCUGCUCAAAAGGCUUCCUCCAAAGGGGAAAAAUGUUCUAGUAAUUGGGACUACAAGUGAGCUUGAAUUUUUGGAUUCAGUUGGUAUUCAAGAUGCUUUUUCAGUCACAUAUAAUGUUCCAACACUGAAGACAGAAGAGGCGAAAAAGGUGUUGGAACAACUCAAAGUUUUCUCUGAGAAAGAUAUUGAUACUGCCGCCGAAGCCCUCAAUGAUAUGCCUAUCAAGAAGAUGUACAUGGUGCUUGAAAUGGCAGCUCAGGGAGAAGAAGGCGGGGGAGCAGAAGACGUCUACUCAGGGAAACAAACGAUCAGCAUUUCACAUUUCCAUGAAUGUCUUCAGGAUGCUAUCAAAUAUCAGAGAUAGUCUGAAGAUCUUUUAUGGCUGCUCAAGAAAUUUUGUUGAUAUACAAGUUUUCUCUUACCUUCUAAGCCUCUCAAAUUUGUGUUUACUAAUGUUUACAUAUUAGCUAGAUAUGCUUUAUAACACACUUAGAUAUAAGUAUUCUUUAGUAUGACUACCAUCUAUUCUUCAAAAAAUUGUUUUGUUUUUGAAAUACAUGCUCGAGGACAAUAUAGUUUAUGUAGAAAUGUACUCUAUACAGUUUUCUCAAAUGCAUAACGAAUGUUGAAUUUA